This is a messenger RNA of Anoplophora glabripennis (Asian longhorned beetle), 1134 nucleotides long. RefSeq names its product fatty acid synthase-like. Gene Ontology annotation, biological process: fatty acid biosynthetic process. Gene Ontology annotation, molecular function: 3-oxoacyl-[acyl-carrier-protein] synthase activity; fatty acid synthase activity. The coding region runs from base 1 to 1134 and encodes 377 amino acids. The record is from RefSeq and is a predicted model, not a curated record. Lineage: Eukaryota; Metazoa; Arthropoda; Insecta; Coleoptera; Cerambycidae. The transcript has 6 exons.
AUGGAGAUUACGCAAAAUCUAGAAGAUGAUGUUAAGAAAAAAGAAGGGCCAAAUUAUAACUUUCAAGGUGGAAAGGCAAUGGCAAGUGUUAAAGCAGGGGAGGAGAUAGUUAUUUCAGGUAUGUCCGGAGCUUUCCCUAAUUCCAAUAAUAUCCACGAAUUUAGGGAUAAUUUAUACAAUAAGGUCAAUAUGGUGUUGCCAAAUAGAAGGUGGGAUCUAAUUCACCCAGAAAUUCCUCCUUGUUCAGGCACUAUUCCAGAUAUUGAGCAGUAUGACCGUGGAUUCUUUGGCGUUCACGAACGACAAUCAGAUUCACUGGACCCAGUAAUAUCACUAGUUCAAGAGAAAACAAUAGAAGCCAUUUUGGAUGCAGGUUUAAACCCUCUCGACCUGGAGAACACCAGGACUGGUGUAUUCAUGGGCGCUUGUUAUUGUGAAAAUGAUAAAAUGUGCUACUUCGUCAACCUGAUCCCAAAUUCCUACACUAUGACUGGAGCGCAAAGGUCUAUGAUAGCACAUCGACUGAGUUACUUCUUAAAAUUGAAAGGGCCGUCGUACGUAACCGACACAGCUUGUAGUAGUUCUUUGUACGCAUUUGAACAUGCUUACCAAGCCCUUCGACGAGGAGAGAUUGACAACGCCAUCGUCGGUGGAGUGAACUUGUGUUUGCAUCCGUUACAAACGCUGCAGUUUGCAAGAUUGGGAGUUCUAAGUAAGGACGGUACUUGCAAAUCAUUCGAUGAAGAAGGUAACGGCUAUGUCAGGUCAGAAGCUGUGGCGGUUCUGUUUCUUCAGAGGACCAAAAAUGCCAAAAGAAUAUAUGCUGAGGUGGUUUACGCCAAAACGAAUUGCGACGGAUAUAAGGAGCAAGGAAUCACUUUUCCCUCCAAAGAAAGGCAAGGGGAGCUGCUGACUGAAUUCUAUGACGAAUGUGGAGUCGACAGAUACAGUCUCAGCUUCUUGGAGGCCCACGGGACAGGUACUACCGUUGGAGAUCCGGAAGAAUGUUCUGCCAUCGAUGACGUUCUCGCAAAGCGGAGAACAGAACCUUUGCUGAUAGGUUCCGUCAAAUCAAACAUCGGACAUUCAGAACCAACAUCUGGUGUCUGUUCGAUUAUUAAGGUAAACAACUGA